ACAUCCUCUUUGGUAAAGCCAAUUGAAAAAAAAUCCUGAAAAAAUCUUUUCAAAAUCUAGAAAAACUAGAAAAUGAAAAAAUAUUGUUUCGAUUUUACAUGUGAAAAGAAUUUAUAAUCGUGUAUGUAUGUGAAAAGUAAUGGUUAUUUGAGCUCGCUACGUUACAUUAUAAAAUCAUAACAAUAAGAGUAGGCAGCUGGCAACAGUUUCAAUAGUAAUGUGAAGACAAUGUUUGGCUACAGCAAAGAAGCAGUUCGAGUGAAAGUCAAGAAAUGUGAAGGAAAACUGCAACCCGAAUUGCGAAAAUUUUCAGUGGACCCUCAGAUAACUUCCCUGGAGGUGUUACAGAGCAUUUUAGUCAAAGCAUUUGAUAUAAAGUCAGACUUCACUCUAUCAUACAGAACUGUUGAUGAUUAUGGACAAGAAAUUUAUUUGCCUUUGCUGUCUGAUUGGGAUUUGGAUGCUGCUUUUCUCAAGGCUCAUAAUAUAGCUUUAACUCAGAGAUCAGAACCAUGUGUGCAGCUAAAAGUAGAUAUGAAACCUUUUGCGGAGGCUUCCGAGGACUGGGAGCCCCCCACAACUCCAUCGGCCCCUGUCAACCAAAGCAAGGAGCAGCCCACAGUGUACCAAGCUGCUCAAGCAGAGAAGCAGGAAACACAGAGUGGUUUUCAGGGGCUUAUUAUGAACCAGGUUGAGAAAACAUUUAACAUGUUUUCGAGGGCACUCAAUCUCUAUGAUGAUCCUACCACUCCACCGCGGCCACCGCUCAGUGACAUAGAAUUCAGGGCUUUCUUAGAUGCAGUUGGACAAAUUAAUAACACUUCUAAACUGAGGGAGGUUAUAUACUGUGGUGGGAUUGAACCUAGUUUACGAAAAGUUGUAUGGAAACACAUUUUAAACGUUUACCCAGAUGGGAUGACAGGCAGAGAGAGAAUGGACUAUAUUAAAAAGAAAGCCAAUGAAUAUUAUGCCUUACGAGCUCAAUGGAAGGACUGCAUACAAAAGGGGAUGGUAAAUGCUGACUUGGCGUACGUGACAAGUAUGGUGCGCAAAGACGUCCUCCGAACCGAUAGACAUCACAACUUCUACGCGGGAAGCGACGACAACCAAAACAUAGCAUCACUCUUCAAUAUUCUCACCACGUAUGCCUUGUACCAUCCAACAGUGAGCUACUGCCAAGGUAUGUCAGAUUUAGCGUCUCCUUUACUCGUGACGAUGGGCGAUGAAGCUCAUGCGUAUAUUUGUCUGUGUGCGCUCAUGAGUAGACUGUAUCCCAACUUCCUGUUGGAUGGGGAAGCUAUGACGGUGAAAUUCACACAUUUGACUGAAUCUCUGCAAGUGUACGAUCCAGAUUUCUACAAUUAUUUGAAAUCACAACAAGCCGACGAUUUGUUAUUUUGCUACAGAUGGUUGCUUUUGGAAAUGAAACGCGAAUUCGCCUUUGACGACGCCCUCCGAAUGCUAGAAGUUCUCUGGGCUUCGCUACCACAAAAAACUCCCACGAUGGAAUUAUCUUUAAAGGAGAAGGACUUCGAUUCCGCAGUCGAAGUGGAGGUUGAUCCGCCUCCGCUGAGCCCCUUGAUAAAGGCACCGCGAGAAAACGCGUACACCAAAGUAUGUGCAAUGCGCCGUCAAAGUUCGAGUUUUAGUUUAGCAAACGUAAAAGCACCUAAACUUGUCACUACGAAAAAAACAAAUCACAGUUUAGACGAAAAUGCGGCGCGCAAAAUUUUAAAUAGUUCUUCUUUAAAACACACUAAGGAAUUCCAAAGUUUGGAUGACGCUGUUUUACAAACAAAAAAACUGUCGAACGAAAACGUCACCGACAAGAGUGCAGACUCGACGACGACGUCGCAAGAUCAUACAGUCAAUACCAGGAGAAGCAUGAAGAGUGUACCCGAACACGGCAAAGCCUUGGAUGUCCCCGAGUCGACGGCGACCGCUUGGUCGAGCGCUGGAAACCUGUCCAAUGGAACAGCACAUGCUGAACCCAAAGACACUCCUUUAGGAAACCAGAUAAGAUUGUUGAGAGAUAAGAUAUCUGUACAUAAUAAUAAAUUUUUUUCUUCCCUAGACACUCUAGACGAUGCUACAGAUUCAGAUUCUAAUAAACCGAAAGUUAGAAUGAUUAAAAAUCUGAACGAAUUUCUUAACUUCGCUACUGGAAGUAAAUCUAAUAUGGUUAAACAAGAAAAGCUGCAGCGGACUCAUUCGGCCAUCGAGCGCUCCCGUUCGAAAGAAUGCCCCAAAAUAACUUUAACUAAAACAUCCUACGAAGAAAACGAUUUAUCAUCAACAAAUUUAAAAAAUCAAGGACUCAGCAAAGUUAGCAAAAUGAGUUUCGAAACCAACGACGGCAGCAGUCCAGACGAUUCGCAAGAAUACUAUCCCAUGACGACGUCUAUGACGAGAGAAUUGAGACUGGAAUUAGAACAUUUAGACCGCCAAGUGUUCGGACCCUCGUACGUUAAUCGCUGCAGUAUGAUAUGCGAUUCGCCAUCGGACUCUACGAGCACCGAAGAUAAACCGGCAGCAUUUUGCACAGAAACGAAAGCAGAUUGCGUCGCAACCGAUGCUCUAGAAGUGCAGAAUGAAGUAGCAGAAUCUGUAGAAACGAUAAAAAGGUCGCCGCUCCUCGAAACUAUAAAAUCGAAUGCGAGAAGUGCGGAGGACAUAUACCUGUGGGAAAACCCGUUGCACAGAAACACUCCUACCACUCGAACCACUGCCAGCUGCCCUCAAACUCCCGACGAGCAAGCCGAAUUGGAUUUCGAUGGUGAUACGGGAGAAAUUUUCGAGGAACAUUCGGGUAAAAAAUCUAUAACGCCUAUUAGGUUAUUGAGAAAAAAUCACUCUUUGGAACCCCAAGAAUCGUUAAAAAAUAUAAGGCAUUCCAACACACAUUCCAGCGAAUCGGAUUCCUCCGAGAAAGACCCAGUAGAAUCGAUCGACACGCCUACACUAAAACACAGUCAGCAAGAACUCAAUUCAAAAUCCCAUAAAUUUUUCUCAAACAUGUCGCAUGAAUUAGAGAACGCGAAGAAGAAUUGUGAAUCUCUUCUAAAUGUAAAACAGUCUAAUUUGCAGAGCGUGGCAUCGACGAUUAACAACUUUCAGAAGAAAUACGAGGUGUUUAAACCUCCCGUGCAAAAGAGUGCGGGCAUUCCGUCGGUAGGUACCGAGAGUCCGGUUAAAAAUUGCAUCAGCAGUCUUCCUUCGCCGACAGUGUUCGGUGGUGGGAAUCCAUUUUUGAUGUAUUUAUGCCUGACAGUAUUGCUGCAGCACAGAGAUUACAUAAUGAGAAAUCGCAUGGACUACAACGAAUUGGCGAUGCAUUUUGACAAAAUGGUACGUAAACAUAACGUAAACAGGGUAUUGAAUCAAGCGCGGCAAAUGUACGCUCUUUAUUUAAAGCAACAAGCACACAAGACUGGUGAUGUUACUACUUGAAGUUUUUUUUUUCUUUAGUGACAGUAAAGAUCUCCAAUAAAUUCUUUUUAUUGCUCACAAUUUAUUAAAUAUAAGUUUAUCUAUAGGUUAAAUUACAGCGUCGAAUAAAUUGUAUUUAGAAGAAUCCAGUAUCUAUGCAUUUCAAAGAAAAAAUGUCGAUGAAAUUAUAUGGUAUGUGAUGUCCGUUUAUGUAUUAAGAACAGAGGCCUUAUUUUAAGUCUUUAAUUUUAGUA
This is a messenger RNA of Maniola jurtina (meadow brown), 3683 nucleotides long. RefSeq names its product TBC1 domain family member 25. Gene Ontology annotation, molecular function: GTPase activator activity. Bases 229 to 3450 code for a protein of 1073 amino acids. Gene Ontology annotation, cellular component: autophagosome. The transcript has 7 exons. The record is from RefSeq and is a predicted model, not a curated record. Gene Ontology annotation, biological process: regulation of autophagosome maturation; activation of GTPase activity. Lineage: Eukaryota; Metazoa; Arthropoda; Insecta; Lepidoptera; Nymphalidae.